UUAGAUAGUAGAUCCCCCCAAACAUGUUUGUCCCCGAAGCAUACAAAAUCUCAGACCCUAUCCACUCACUUCACCUCCCAAUCCACUUCCCCACCGCCAUGCCACCGUCGUCACCGCCACCUAACCCCUCCACCAUCGCCGCCGUCAAACACAAUCCAAAAUUCCAACAGUAACCCCAUCAAUGGAAGCUCACGAGCCCGAGUCCUUCCACUGGCGCUACAUAGACUUCGACGACCACGACUUCCAAAUACGCGGCCGCACUUUCCUCUUCGCCGCCGUCCUCUUCGCCAUCCUCCUCCUAAUCACCUUCCUCUUCCUCUACACCCGCUGCCGCUACCGCCACCUCCACCACGCCGCCCCCCACACCUCAUCAUCAACCCACGCGCCGCCGUCUCGACCCCGUGGGCUCGAUCCCUCCACGAUUAAGAGCUUUCCAAUCGUGUUGCACACGUCGUCGUCCGAUACGAAGAGCGUCGCUGAAUCGGAGUGCUGUAUAUGCCUAGGAGUGUUUGGAGUUGGUGAGAAAGUAAAGGUGUUGCCGAAUUGCAGGCAUUGUUUUCACUCCGAGUGUGUUGAUAAGUGGCUGAGUUCGCAGCCGAGUUGUCCGCUCUGCCGAUCUUCUCUCCGAGUUGACUCCCCUGUUUAACUCGGUCAGUUUGCAUAUACUUUCUUUUUUUUGUUGGAAGUUGAUUUUCACGCUCUAUUUUGUAUAUGAAAUAACGUUAAAAAUAAAACGUCUGCGUAUAAAAGUGGAGCGUCAAAAUGAGCAUUAUUUUUAUUGAAUUUUGAUAUUCGCGUCCCACUUUUUACUGAUGACGUUUCAUUUUGUUCAUGAAGUUACUAGUAAUAAUUAGUAACUUCACAUUAAAAGUAAAACACCAGUAAAAAGUGUUUUGUGAAAAUCAGUUUUUGUUUUGUUUUGUUGGGGGAUUACACUGUUUGUUUGAUUUGAUUAGAACCUUUUAUUCGUUCAUUGACAGCUGUCGAAUUGUAAUUGGAUGAGUCGUUAUGUACUUUGUUUGAUUGAUGUAAAGUUUGCAAUAAAUUUUUAAAGUGGAGUACUUUUUGUAAGUGAUUGUUAAGUUUGUAAUAAACGUUUUUGGCCUUCUUUGUUUGGAAGAACUGGAGCACGGUUUUCAAUAAAAAAAUUUAUUUAUCUC
This is a messenger RNA of Rhododendron vialii, 1160 nucleotides long. Its product is annotated as RING-H2 finger protein ATL66. Bases 182 to 646 code for a protein of 154 amino acids. The record is from RefSeq and is a predicted model, not a curated record. The transcript has a single exon. NCBI's taxonomy places the organism in Eukaryota, Viridiplantae, Streptophyta, Magnoliopsida, Ericales, Ericaceae.